AUGUCUGGCCAAGGCCCCUACGGCGGAGGUGGUUAUCCGCACCAACCCCAAGGCGGAUACGGCUACAAUCCGCAGGACUUCGGCGGGCCUCCCCAACCUUCAUAUGGCGGGCACGACCAAUAUGGCGGCUCAGGCCAGUAUGCGCCUCCGCAGGCGCAAUACCCCCCACCUACCCACUCACCCUACCAGCCAGGCGGUUACCAGCCUCCGCAACAAGGCGGCUACCCACAACCCUCAGGCUACGUCCAACAUGACUACUCUUCCACUGCGGUAGCGCCGUACGACAGCCACAACCAGCCUCCCUACCAACCGCCUCAGCAGGGCUACGGCGCACCUUCCUACCCCGACCAAGGUUACCGCGACCAGAACUACCAGCAAGGCCAGUACGGUCAGCAUGGCGGACACUACGACCAAGGCGCUCCUGGUGGCGCGGCCGACGGCGAUCGAGGCCUCGGGUCUACGCUGAUCGGAAGUGCUGGCGGCGCGUUUGUCGGGCACAAACUCGGUGGCGGUGUGCUCGGGACGCUCGGAGGACUCGUCGCAGGUGCUGUGGCAGCUAACGCGCUCGACGAUAAGCAUGAUAAAAAGAAGAAAGACAAGAAGCACAAGAAGCAUAGCGGCAGCUCCGAAUACUCCUCCCAUCACGGCGGCAGCUCCCACUACACCGGCAGCAGCAGCACUUCGCACCUCUCGGCCGGCUCCGCAGCAAUGGGCGGCCUCUACGGCGCCUCCUCGCACGGCGGCGGCCACAAGAAACACCGCAAGCACCGCUCGCGCAGCCGCAGCCGCGGCGUGAGCUCCAGCAGUAGUAGUAGCGACUCGGACUAG
Coniosporium apollinis CBS 100218 is the source of this 828-nucleotide messenger RNA. RefSeq lists its product as uncharacterized. The transcript has 3 exons. Lineage: Eukaryota; Fungi; Ascomycota; Dothideomycetes. The record is from RefSeq and is a predicted model, not a curated record. Bases 1 to 828 code for a protein of 275 amino acids.